CUUUGUGUAGCCUAACUCAUCCUUACCGGUCUGUCCCAACCGCUUGACCUCUUCGCCAUGGCCACUUACAAUGUUCGAUGGGGAAUAAUGGCUACCGGCUGGAUCGCCGACGUCUUCGUUCGGGAUCUUCUCCGAGAUCCUCAAGAGCGUGGCGUAUCCGACAUCACCCAUAGCAUUAUGGCAGUAGCAUCAGCUACUUCGCAAGCCCGGUCAGAGAAGUUUAUCUCCGACACGGGAAUUCCUGCUCCCUGUGCAGCCUACGGCUCCUAUGAGCAGCUCGUGGCUGAUGCCAAUGUCGACGUUGUCUACGUCGCAACCCCUCACUCUCAUCACUUCCAGAAUGUAAUGCUUGUCCUGGAGGCAGGGAAAAACGUUCUAUGUGAAAAGGCCUUCACAGUCAAUGCGGCCCAGGCAAAGAUCCUGUGCGAGACGGCCAGGAAGAAGAACUUGUUCCUCAUGGAGGCCGUCUGGACGCGGUAUUUCCCGCUCAGUGUGCAGAUUCGGAAUUUGAUCAAGCAGGGAGCCAUUGGUGAGGUUCUCCGGGUGACCGCCGACAAUAGCUUUGGUGACCCCGUCGAGGAGCGAUGGGGUACGGAACAUCGUAUGGUCAAUAAGGAUCUGGCCGGCGGAUGUUUGCUGGACUUGGGCAUUUAUUCCUUGACGUGGGUCUUUCAGACACUGUAUCAUACUCUACCCCGGGAGCAGCGCAAACCACCAUCAGCUAUCUCGGCCCAUAUGGCCCUUUACCACUUAACAGGGGCCGAUGAAGCGACGACUAUCCUCCUCAGCUUUCCUACCAGUACGCCGUCCAAUCUACCUCACCCAGGCCAAUCCCACGCGGUGGCCAUGACCAAUCUGCGUAUCUCUACCGAUCCCGACGAGGCCAACACUGCUCGCCCCGCCAUUCGCAUUCAAGGCACCAAGGGUGAGAUUCAGGUGGAUGGACCCGCCUUCCGACCGGAGCGGUACCGCAUCAUUCCCAAGAAGGGCGCAGGCGAGUUUAAAGAGGUCGAAUGCCCGUUUCCUGGCAACGGAAAGGGCAUGUUCUGGGAAGCGGAUGAGGUGGCGCGCUGCUUACGGGCUGGAAAAUUGGAGAGCGAUACUCUGCCGUGGGAGGAGAGUAUUGUUAUAAUGGAAGUGAUGGAUGAGGUUCGGCGCCAGGGCGGGUUGACUUAUCCGGACAGGAUCGAGUCCACUGUUUACCCCACGCGACUAUAGCGUAACGCAAAACAGGUGGCAGCAGUCGCGACAGGUCUUAAUGGAGCAAACGCUUACGGUUGUAGGCCAGAUGGCAGUUUCUAUCCUAAGGCGCCAUCCCAUUCAAAUAAGCAGUACUGUACAUA
This is a messenger RNA of Aspergillus saccharolyticus JOP 1030-1, 1343 nucleotides long. Its product is annotated as Gfo/Idh/MocA family protein. NCBI's taxonomy places the organism in Eukaryota, Fungi, Ascomycota, Eurotiomycetes, Eurotiales, Aspergillaceae. The transcript is spliced from 4 exons. The record is from RefSeq and is a predicted model, not a curated record. Gene Ontology annotation, molecular function: nucleotide binding. Bases 88 to 1218 code for a protein of 376 amino acids.